Aspergillus luchuensis is the source of this 1074-nucleotide messenger RNA. RefSeq lists its product as uncharacterized. NCBI's taxonomy places the organism in Eukaryota, Fungi, Ascomycota, Eurotiomycetes, Eurotiales, Aspergillaceae. The record is from RefSeq and is a predicted model, not a curated record. Bases 1 to 1074 code for a protein of 357 amino acids. The transcript is spliced from 4 exons.
AUGCUUCAGCUUGAGCCGCUCAUUCCGCCCACGGACCUUUGGCCGGGCGGCAUCCCAACAUGCCUUCGUGUAGAGCCUAGCCCCGUAGAUUGGUUUGAUACGGCUGAAAUAUCCAAAGGCUGGCUUCGAUUUGUGCAGGAAGAAUGGACCGAAUCAGAGAGUCUGGAUGACCAGCUCCAGCAACGCCGCCGCUUAAUGGAACGAUGGGCGUCUGCGAGUCAAGACUUCCGCGACACUUAUCAAGCUCGCGUGUCACUGCCCGAAACAGCCCUCGAUUAUCCCCUGCCUCUGUUUACUCGAAUCCGUCGUUCUCCAAAACAUUUCUUCUGUAUCGCCCCGGUAGAUCGCGAACGUCAUGCGACCAAUUACACCCGGCUCGUCAAGCUAUUGAUCCUCCUUUACACUAGCCUACGUCGUGGAGGGAAGUCGCAUCCGAUGAGCUUCGAACCUGAUCCAUACCCACAGAUUCCAGCCGUAUUCCCGGACCACACCAGAUCUUCACCUGCACCUGAAGCUUUGAUACCACAAUACUGCCUGGAAUCCGCGGACUUCCGCUAUAUCUCGAUGACGCAAACUGGAACAGUACUAUUUCCACGCUUUUAUAAUAAGAUCUUCACAGUAAUUGACCAGGAAGCUUUGACCACUGGCCAGCUCAUCAUGCUUGAACUUCACGUGAAUGGGCAGAUCAAAGACUAUACGCGUCUGCGCCCUUGGCAUGCAGGCGAAAUCAUGAUGUAUCAUAACGUCCAAGGCUGGCCCUUGGCGGAAAUGAUAGACUGGUCUAUGCGUGCCCGUUUCCUCCCGAGGAACAAUCCUCUGGAUCUAGAUCAGCCGCUAGUUGACAUCAUCGACUCGGCCCAGCAGAAACGCGAACUCGACAUCCACGGAUUCACACGGGAGCUCUUGACGGCACAGAUUGAGGUCUUUGUGCCGGGUUAUCUUGAGUUGGAAAGACAAGGGUUGGAAGUUCAGUAUGAUCUUGCCAAUUUGAUGACUGGAGAUGAUAUUCGCGCCUAUAAUUAUAUGAUUCCCCCGGGAGAUCCCGCCCGGAGACAGGCGCCGUCAGGACAGUGA